This is a messenger RNA of Pygoscelis adeliae (Adelie penguin), 5748 nucleotides long. It is a transcript of the gene FAM217B, whose product is annotated as family with sequence similarity 217, member B. The transcript has 4 exons. Lineage: Eukaryota; Metazoa; Chordata; Aves; Sphenisciformes; Spheniscidae. The coding region runs from base 326 to 1810 and encodes 494 amino acids. The record is from RefSeq and is a predicted model, not a curated record.
CGCUGCUCGGCUCUCCUCUCAGUACCCAGGGCGAUGACAGCUCGGCGCGGAUCGGCAGUAGUAAGGCGAACGGUGCUGGUUCCCAUUAAGCGGGCGCUGGUGGAGGGGACAGUGUUUUCCAGUACCGUUUGGUAGCUGAUUACGUCUGUCUUACUGCUUUAAAAAUAAAUCACGUUGGGAGGAAUCGCAUGGUGUUUGUUUACUGCAUCUCUAGGACGUGGUGAUGUUUGCAUUUGAUACGCUGUGCCUUGCGAACCCAAAAGACUGGAGUCGUUUGAAGAUUAUGUAACAAUAAAGGUGCAGAUACCCUUUAAAAAGAGUAAUAAUGGGACCAGGCAUUCAAGAAUAUCCCUUAUUACUGCACAGAGAGACACAGAAAAAGGAAAGCCAAAUCAAUGAAAACCACAAAGGAAUGGUAAAUUACAGUAAUGGAAAAAGCCAUCUGAGCACCAAAGGACUAAAUAAACCAAUUUCUCAUGUGAAAACUUCUCCUGGAAGAUUAGGCAAAAAUGUAUCAAGCUCCACUGAAAAGAUUUCCCAUGAGACUCAAGAUGGUAACCAACCAAGUAUUUUUAAGAAGGGAAGAAACCAGCUGGAUGACAAUGCUCAGUCAAAAAGGAUCACGAGUGUUUGCACAUCGCUGCACAGAGUACAAGGACCAAAGAUGAGUCUCCCAGAAAGAAGGCAAAAUGAAUCUUUCCUGCACAGGAUCCCUCCUAGCAUAAAGGGCAGCACACAAGGUAGCUUCUGUAGGGUUAAAGAAGGCCCGAUGCAACAUUUUUAUGGCAGUAAAAAAGAACAGUUGGAAAAGAAUCAUGAAGAACAUGUUGCUGAAGCUGGUCCAUGCUCUUCUAAAUGGCGAGAACCAUCUGUAGAUGAAAUGUUUCUUGAUUUUGAAUCAGUACAAAUUAUUAAAGAAGAUGCUGAAGAUGAUAGUGCCAGUGAUCUCUCUGAUUCAGAAAGGAUUCCCAUUCCCCCAUCUCCCUGCACACCACCAGAACUCAUUCUCAGAGCUGAAGAAAUUGAUCCGGUUUGUUUGGAACAUGUCCCUGAUACGGGUUUUAAAGAAUCAGAAUAUUACUACCCAGACUUCCUCCCACCCCCUUUCAACUCGUGGGACUUGAAGCAAGUGGCCAUCUUUGUUAAUGUAGAGGGUAAAACUGAAUUUCGACCAAAGCCAACAGGAUUUCUUGAGAAAUACAUUGAUCGCCUUUUGCAGCUGGAAUGGCUGCAAAUGCAGACUGUACAGAAUGAGAAAGGAAAGGCAGCCAAAGCCAGACCACAGACUGCUCCCGGCUCCAUCCGUACCCUAAAAAGCCCUGGCAAAGGCAAAGCAUUGCUCAGCCCUUUGCCUAACAAGCAAGUGGUUCCCCAAGAAAGUGUUACAAAGCUGCCCAGAAGCUAUUCAGGUCACAGGGGAGAUUCAUACUGUGAAGAAAGUCGCCAGUUAUAUUCUCAUCCAGGUCACUUGAAACUUCCUGAGAGAAUGGGAUGUGCAGUGUCUUCUCAGAGACAAUCUGGUGAAGUAAGGAGUGAACUGAAAAAAAAACCAACUGCAAAGCAACAGCUUCUCAAUAUGCAGCCCUCUGAGAACAGUUCUAAGAUUCAAAGUGUUGGUAAUAUCAGAGCCCCUAAGCAAACCCCAGUAUUUCACAGUUCAGCUGCUCCCGUCAAAGGCUUAAAAACAUACGCGUGUACAAAUCCAAAGAAAAAUGGCAAUGCCAACAAUUAUGUUCCUUCUAAAAAACCAACAGGGGACAGGAAAAUAAAAACAAAUGGCACAAAGCAAACAUCACGCAAAUUUAUAUGAAGAAAAAUUAGUUAGUAAAUGUUGAUGCUUCUUGACUGCUAGAAAGCAUUUGGCCAACACAGAAGGGUCAUGUUUUCCUCAUAGGAAGAUCCUGAGAAAAUACGUUCUUGAUGCAUGGUUCUAAGUCAGCACUGUUCAUUUCAAUACAUUUGAUCUUAAGCCAGCAAGGCCAGCAGGAAAUCUUUUCCCUGAAGGCAAGUGUCUUCCAUUGGUCUUUCCUCAAAAAUACUUACAGUUGCUCAGUGAAGAUAACAAUAGCAGAGUAUGAAAGUUCAGAAAAUAUGUAAUUAUAACAUGUCCUCCUCUUUGCACCGGUUGAAAUCCAUUGAAGUCUGUGGCGUUUCUUAUGCUUACCUUGGUGUAUUUGAAAGAAUAGGAUCCAUGCUCUUUUUCUUGAACAGAUGUGCUAUUUUCUGAGACAGGUUUGAUCGUGGUGUUUCCUGAUGGAAAAGGGCUCAACUGUUUUUAUAGAAUAAUGGAGCAUGCUUAUCUAUGCAAAGUCAAACUCUAAUUCUUCACAGAAGAUGAUGAAUUGGAUUUUUUUGAUGAAUUAGAUAUUUUUUUGAUAAGAAGAAUGGAGAUAAUGUUUUGAAAUAUUUUAAUGCAGAAAGGAUUCUUUUUAAGACAAAAAAUUAUUAGGGAGCACUUCAAUAGUGGCAGAUUAAGAAAAUGGAAUGCAUAUUUUUAUACCCAGAAAUCUUCACUGUGUUUACAGACAGCUUUCCUUGAAGUUCAUUUUGUAAGCCUUGAUGCUUUUUGUCAUUUAGAGGAAAUGACCCAAUUUCAAAUUGUACAUGGAUAUAUAUGACUAAUGCAAAAUGAGGGUAUUACUAGAGACUCUGGGGCCUAAUUUGCAGAACUGGUAGCCUCUCAAAACAUAAAAAAUAGACUCUUAGGGGAUGAAUUUAAAGGCUAUUGUAAGUUCAAGGAAAGAUAUAUUUUGAUACAAAAGAUACCUAUUUUCAGUCACCCGAGAUGACUAUUACUUAUCCCAUGGUCCAGUCUACUUCAGUUAGCUUGGCUUCUUGUUUCAAGGUUUAGUGAAGUGACAUGAGGAACUACCCUACAGAAGAAAUUGUACGACCAGGAGUGGGUCCUGUCCUCGGACCCUCUGUUUUCUCUUGUGUCUGUGAGAUACAAGAGAAUAUGUAGGAUAGUUCAGUGAGUAUUCAAGUGUCAGUUCAUCUGUUACAAUUUCAAAUCAAUCACAGCAGCUGGGGACAUGAUCUUGUUAAAGAUGAAAUUCUAGAGGAUGUUUUGUACUUUCAUUUUAAAAUGAAACACUGAGCAGCAUUAACUUCAUCGUCAGCCACCAGUCACAGUGAACUGUUUAUGAGAAGUGAGCUGAGGUCUGACGGACCAGAUUUUACAAGCGGAUCCUUCACAUUGUGGUAGAAAAUGAAAAAGUAGCAAAUACUAAAGAGUACAUUAUGUAUAUAGUUAAAUUGCACUUCUCCUGUUGAGCUCAUCUUGGUUUUAAGAUGCUUAGCUGUUUCUAUUCUUUCAUUGUGCCUACCAGAUUUUCAGCUUUGUAAAAUUUCAAAGCAUGGAUUUAUAUGUAGUUUAAAAUGUGAGAAUAUUAAUAAAUGUAGUAAUAAACUAGAGUAUUUUACAGUACAUAAAAACAUUGCUCAGGAAUAGUCUAAGAAAUAUUUUUAGUGUUUUUUUCCUAGUCUACUGGAGACCAAAUGUGAAAUUUUAAAUUGAUAAAGGAAACAAAUGUGAUAUACAGUAUUAUAUUUCCAUAUUCAGUAUUUGUGAAGUUACAGUUAAAAUGAAUUGUAGUUGCAUGUACAUUCAGCUCUAUGCAAUUGAAGUGAAACUUAAUCUGACAUGCUCAAAGAUCAAAUAAAUUGGUGUGGUGAAACUCAGAGGAUGGCAUUCAACACCAGCAGCUGCAGAGGACCAGCACAUUCUAUUGCUGCUAUUUCAUCCUUUUGUUUUGUUCCAGACUCAUCAUGUAUUUCAGCUUUUUUUAGAUGAAAGGUUCUUGCAUCCAGUGCUAGAAUUUCAAACUCUGGCCAAAUUCUGCAAGCCUUCAUUACUCACGUUUUCCUGAUUCACGUUAACAGUAGUGAAAGUCAGUAGGACUGCUCUUGCCAACAAGCACUACUUUAGCGCACGAUUUUAGUACACUGGUUUAGUGCACUAUUAUAAGCACCAAAAGCUAGGUGAGUGGGAUUGAGUCAAUAAUGAGAAUAGCAUUUUUUUAAAACAAAUUCUAUUAAAUGCAGUAAUUAAUUUAGCAUGUUAUUAUAGCACUGAAUAUUAGUGCAUGCUAAAUUUUCCUCUGAAAUGUUACUCUCUAUUGAUGCUUUCCUAGGUUAUAAGGAGGGCAUGUAGAUACAGGCACAUUUUGCAUGAUCACUUCUUAAAGAAUAAAUAAAUAGUGUUUCAGUCAGCUUUGACCAGAGCAAAGGUGAUUGGCACUGAGAAAAGUUUUUUUCUUACAGACCUAGGAAAGUUUUGUUUUCAUGUAGUGCUUGUGAUCUGAUGGGCAUCAGUCUGUUGUUGGAAACUGAGAAUUUGAGCAGGUGGAGAUGGUGAUGCCACGUAAAACAAGUCUGAGUACUUGUUCAUCAUUGAGCUCUGGCUGUGAUCUUGCCAAGUAAGUUUGUCUCACAUGAUAACCACACAAGUCUAAUUUUCGUUCAUUGAUUUGAUACUUCUUACAGAGUCUUCUUUGUUCACAUACAGAAAUAGAAAUUCUGUGUUUGCCUCAACAAGCAGUUCUUAGCGUGAGCAGACCUGCAAGGGUUGGAUUUUAUCCUGCAGCACUUUUGCUUCCAUUUUAACUUGACUGUGUUCUGGGCCUAUAGAUAAAAAGAGCUCCUUUUAUGAAGAGGACUAUGGUUUAUGUUUCCUUCAUUUUGUAUUGAUGGAUAUUGUCUUUAGAAGCACUUCUGAAUAUCGCAGAAAAGUUUAUUCCAUCAAAUACAUUCAGUUUGGAAUUAAAAUACUUCCACAGCUCCGUGUUUGUGUGGCUAUUUAUAUUUUUUUUCACUGUGUUUAGCAAUAUGAUCAUAUGUGUGUCUAAGCCUAGCAUUGACAAUGCUUCUUGAAGAACAAGUUUACUGUGAUGUGAGAUAAUUCAACAUUUUUUUCUAGAUGAUUUAAAGGUUUAAUGUUCUGCAGUACUGUCUACAGAACAAAUACGCUCAGGUUGCAUUUUAAAUAAACAGCCAGAUUCUACUUCAGUUAUGCUAGUACAAACUUUGAACAGCUCUGUUGUUUUCAACGAAAUUACCCUGUUACAAAGAUGUGAAGAAACAGAAUUUUACUCCAAUAUGUAUAAACUGUUUUCCUUAGUAAUUCUAAACUAUAUUUUUAAUGCAUAACGUGAAGAAUUUAAAGCAAUAUUGUUUUUCUCUUGACAUGUUUCUUUUUUCUCCAUUACUUACAUCUCCGCAGUGAAAUACUGUGGUCAGUUUUACCUCCCUCGCACCCCCUUGCACCUUGUGGUAGCUUUCGGUUAUGUACAGCAGUUCUGAAGUUUCUGCACAAUGCCUCCAGAUCCUCAUUCUGUUAGCAGUACGGGUAUCAAGCUUCUGCAGUUCCUCAGAAUUCAUGCUCCAAAGGGGGGGGUUUCGCUGUGUGAGCAAUGCAUACCGUUCUGGGAAGAGGGGCUUCACGUCUUCCUCAAGUGGAAGAGCCUUGCAAGGAAGACUCAAACCAAUCCCUGCUGCUGGUUCAGUAUCCUAAAUCAUGGGGUGGCUACUUGUUAAGACUGAUAAGGUGGACUGUAUUUUUUGUUCCAAAUGAGAGAUUGUUUGCUGGUACGAAUUCAGGGCCGUGAGGUGAUAGUGCUUCUCACAGAGGCAAAAAGGCUCAGCAGUAUUCGUUCUGAGAAAGUUGAGCUUAGAAUGAACAGGUUGCCAGAAGUAGGGAGCUCUCAUCUCCCACCGAUGCCCCUCUCCCAGGGGGCAUCUCCCAUCUCC